Molecule: messenger RNA, 929 nt
Organism: Cottoperca gobio
Lineage: Eukaryota; Metazoa; Chordata; Actinopteri; Perciformes; Bovichtidae
Gene: pbdc1
Product: polysaccharide biosynthesis domain containing 1
Exons: 6
Coding region: 7-612 (201 amino acids)
Cellular component (GO): cytoplasm
Source: RefSeq, a predicted model, not a curated record
GUCAUUAUGAGCCGCGUGAGAGUUUACACACCUGUAUGGUUUCACACCUGCUCAUCUCAGUGUUCGGUGUAUGUAGCACAAGCUCAUCCAUAUUUCCUCCAUCAUUUUUAUUCCCAUCUACACAAUAUCUUAUAUACAUAUAUACAGAGAGAGGGGCUGGAGGGAGCACACGCUCUGUCUCUUCCAGCAGACGCUUAUGGAAAUGAUCCCCGGCUGGAGGUCAUGUGGGCGAUGAAGGCUUACAACCACGCAGAGGUUUACUUCAACCUCAUUUCAUCCGUCGAUCCGAAGUUCCUGAAACUAACGAAGCUGGACGACGACAUCUACUCGUCGUUCAGAGAAACGUUCAGAGAGCUCGACAUCAAGCUGCUGCAGCCCGACGACCUGAAGUCCGACGAGGCCAAAGAGGUGUGGCGUCCCUUCUGUAACCAGUUCGAAGGACUCAUUGAAGACUUUAACUACGGCACGCUGCUGCGUCUGGACUGUGAGCGAGAUUACACCGAGGACAACACCAUCUUUGCGACCAGGACUCAGUUCUUUGCUGUUGAGAUCGCUCGCAACAGAGAAGGCUGCAACGACGCCGUGUUCACGUCCAAAUGUGCAAACAGCUAGUCCCCCCCCCCAGGAAACAAAGGAGCUAGUCCCCCCCCCAGGAAACAAAGGAGCGAGCCCCUCCCCCCCCCCAGGAAACAAAGGAGCGAGUCCCCCCCCCCCCCCAGGAAACAAAGGCGCGGUUGAACUCCUCCUCCUUAUUAUUUAUCUUGAGAUGAAAGUUUCUUUAGUUUAUUAUUAUUAUUAGCCUCUGUUUGUAUUUACUGUAAAGUUUUAUUGUGCCAAAAUUAAAUGUUUUUUUAUUUUGUAACCCGGGAAGUUUGUUUGCCUGUAACCAUGGAAACCACGAAUAAAAAGUCAGAUGCAUUUUCUUGAAA